UUAACCUAUAAACCAUUUCAAAUUUUGCUUAUAAAUUCUAUGUAAUCUUCCAAAAUGUUUUACUUACUGCACUAAACCAUCGGAUAGCAAACAUCCGCUAACAUUAUAUCAUGUAUUGAUACUAAUGUGGCAAAACCGAAACGGAAACCAAUAUCAAUACUUAUUCGUAUUGAUAAGCAGUUUCCUCGGAACAGAGCCCAUUUUCAAUAUCACAGAAAUAAGCUUCCUUGUUCACAUCCGGCAGAAUCCCCAUCGACCUUACUCUUAUCCUAAAUGGCUGCCUAUAAAUACGGUAUCCAUUUACCCAUACAUUUAGAAUAGUAGAAUGAAUUAAACUAGUGUUAACUAAUUACUCCGCUUACUGCACCGACGCUCAUCUGGUCGUGAAGCCCGCGCGCCUCACAUCGCCGCCAGCUCUGAGAGUCAAUCUUUAUUAUUCUCGGGCAGAGCUUAAUUACUCUGUCCUCACACUUUCAAUUAUAAAAUACUAUCUUAUUUGUAUUAACCACAUAUUAUAUAUAUUUUAUUUUAUUCAUUAUUAUACAUAUCUGUAUAACUUUAAACCAUCGUGUUUUGUCAUUUAAACACCUUCCAACGACUCUACAUCACAGACGUGAACCGUUCAAGUAUUUAUUCGUCAACGGUGUAUUGCGUCGUCCUCUUGCAGAACGGCCCACUACAUACUGGUCACACGUUAGUCUCUGCCCGCUAAGUGUUUUCACAGUCGUACUCCGGUUUUAACUCUCAUCGCUAGGUUUUAUUUUUACCGUUGUGUUAUUUUAAACAUAUCAAAUAUGUUCAAGUGCGUUCAGUGUAACAGAAUGUUCUCUAGCAAAGAUAAUUUAGUUAGACACAAUAAAAUCCACAAAAUGUUCAGUUUACGUGUGAAAUAUGUUUUAAGACUUUUGCCCGUAAAGAUAAUUUGGCAAAACACACGAAGAAUAUGCAUGCUAAUAUUGUUCGACGUAAUGAACAUGAAAUCGCUCCGGAGAUUUUUGUUCCCGACAUACCUGCCGGUCCAUCAGAUGAAAUUGUUGAUUCCGAUGACAAAUUGUGUGUGCUGGCUAUGGAAGGCGCUGAAAAUUUGGUUUUUGCGAAGGGCUUGAAAAUUGUAAACGGGGAAAUUCGAAGGAUGUAGGUCAGAUAAAGAGAGCCAGGUUAAAUUUAGUAGGAAAUGCGACUGGUUUUAUCAACGUUGGAUCAUCUUUCAAUAAUAUUAUCACUAGGUAUUAUAAAAAAAAACUUGGAAAAUAUAUUCAAUCAUUCUAUCUUUCUCAGCUCAAUAAAAUCAGAACUAAUCGAAAUUUUAAAAUCAUCAUCAAAACCACUCAAAUUCAAUCUUAAACUAGAAGCCACAUAUAACAAACCACAUGUAGAUAAUUCGUCCGUGAACAGAGCGUUCAAGACCUCGGCCAGGGCGAUUUACGCGGAUACGAAUGUCGAAGACAUAGUCGACCACAUGUUCGUAAACAUUUUAACCGAAGAAGAUACCUAUCAGGGCAAAGGCAGUGGAUUUUCACUCCAAGCUAUUGACGGUGUAUUAUUAGGUAUUUAUAAAUAUAUACCUUUGGGCGGAUCAUCAUAUUUACCAUUACCUUCAUACAUUGAAAAUAAAAAAGCUACCAUUAAUCCGCAGAACAAUGACGAACAGUGCUUCAAGUGGGCUAUUCUAGCCAAACAUAUCACGGGAGAGAAAAAACAUAGAAUCAAUGAUAAUUAUUAUAUUCACGAAUACAAAUACAAUUUCACAGGUCUGACGUUUCCGACACCGUUGAAUGAAAUUAAAGUAUUCGAAAAAAAUAAUUCGGCUACAUCUGUAAAUGUUUACGGACUUGAGAAAAAAUUCCAACCGCCUUUGAAAUUCCCCACAUAUAAAGUCUUUCCGCUAAAAGUAGUCAAUGAGGAGGAGGAAGAACAUUUUGACCUCAUAUUAAUUACAGACAACGAAAGAUCGCAUUAUAUAUACAUUUCAGAUUUCUCAAGACUUAUUCGCUCUCAAAAAACUAUGCAUAAAGAGAGUGUUGUUUUUUGUAAACGGUGUUUUACAAGUUUUGAUCAUAGAGUGAGACAUAAAUUAAGCGGUCAGGCAGCGUUGGACGAACAUUUGAAAAUAUGUGGAUCUCAUAAACCCAUAUUGCCAGCUAUGCCUAUAGAAGGAACAACUCUAAAAUUUGAGGCAUGGAGUAAAUCGCAAAGACAUCCUAUUGUAAUCUAUGCAGACUUCGAGGCAUUACUAGUGAAGAUUGAAGAGAAAAAAGGUAAAAAGACAACAGAAAUUCAAAAACAUAAACCGAUGAGUUACGGGUUAAUAGUAAAAGCAAGUGAAGACGUACCUACGGAACUGUUGGAAGAACUAGAUAUACAACAAUCAGUUAUUAUACAUCGUGGAUCUGAGACGCGUGAAGAGGUUGCCAAGCAUUGUACAACUUGUACGGUUGGGCAAUGUCACAAUACAUGCCAUACGGUGGGUUCAAAUGGGUAGAGCCUACGCUAGUUGGUUUGGAAACAUUGACAGAUACCUCAGAUAUAGGUAGAGUGUAUACAUACUGGCAUAAAACAACAACAUUAAUAGUAGGUAAGGGCCAUGGUAUCAUAUAAAUAUAUAAUUUAUAUAUAAUUUUAAUAUAAAUUUAACAAUACGCAUAAAAUGUUUUAAUUGAAUCUGAAAUUUCACUAUGGGCCCGGGCCUAAGCCCCCCCCCCCCCCCAAUAUACGCCACUGGUACUAGCUCUCGCCCGUUGUAUAACAGAACAUUUUAUAUUUGUAAAUAUUAUAAAUAUUGACUUUGUUCCUUUGAGUUUUAUAUUUUUAUCGCGUUCUCGUGUAAUUAUUAUUAUUUCAUAGAACGUCUGCAGUGCAUGUUGAUAUACAUAUCUUAAUUAAUUUAUAAAGGUGCCUAUUUUUU
Messenger RNA from Sipha flava (yellow sugarcane aphid), 2905 nucleotides. RefSeq lists its product as uncharacterized. The transcript has 3 exons. Bases 1175 to 2482 code for a protein of 435 amino acids. Lineage: Eukaryota; Metazoa; Arthropoda; Insecta; Hemiptera; Aphididae. The record is from RefSeq and is a predicted model, not a curated record.